AUGCCUCGUCGAAGGCGUCCUGCUCGUCCCGGUGCUCUCGCUGAUCUCGCGCCAAAACGAAUCCUCGCCCAGAUCGUCAUCCUCCAACUCCUAUACUACGCCGUCGCAGCUGCCUUGAUCCUGUUCACCACCCUGGUCGCAGGCAGAGAAGUCACAGCAGAUCUCCUCCUCAGCUGGCGAACUGUCCGAAGCGAUGUCACUACUGGAUGGAUGCUUGGUCUCUGCUGGAUGAUGGACAGCAUGAUUUGGUAUGUCACAACGUGUUCUCAACUGCAUACCUCUCGCCUUGCUAACAACUUGCGCCAANNCAGUGUCAUCUUCCUGCUGCUCUUCAUCGCCCGAUCCAAACUCGUCCCUGACUUCGCCGUAACCAUUCACGUCAUCAACCUCGUCGUCACCACCUUCUACACCAAAGAGUUGCCCACUCAAAUCUUCUGGUGGGGCCUCCAGAUCUCCAGUACCGCUCUCAUGAUCUUCCUCGGCGUCUGGGCCUGUCAGUGGAGAGAACUGAAACCUAUAUCCUUUGGCGGAAAACCAAAACCGUCUGCCGCUACCACUGACCCAGCCGCUGUCGAGGAGGGCGAUGGAUUUGCAAGAGANGGGAGGGGUGCAGGAAGAGACGGAGCUGGCGCAUACGAAAUGGUCAACAUGUCCGAAAGAGACCACGCUGCAUGA
This is a messenger RNA of Aureobasidium vineae, 675 nucleotides long. Lineage: Eukaryota; Fungi; Ascomycota; Dothideomycetes; Dothideales; Saccotheciaceae. The record is from the annotation of a GenBank genome assembly.